Molecule: messenger RNA, 474 nt
Organism: Monoraphidium neglectum
Lineage: Eukaryota; Viridiplantae; Chlorophyta; Chlorophyceae; Sphaeropleales; Selenastraceae
Product: acetolactate synthase I/II/III large subunit
Exons: 4
Coding region: 1-474 (157 amino acids)
Molecular function (GO): thiamine pyrophosphate binding; flavin adenine dinucleotide binding; acetolactate synthase activity
Source: RefSeq, a predicted model, not a curated record
AUGACUCAACCCUGCGGCGGCCCCAGCCGGCUGAUUGAACUGCCCGAUGACGUCAUUUGGGAGAUUGACGCGUCCUGGGGCGUCCCAGAGGCGCUCGCCCUUCUGGCCGCAGAGGCAGGGGCGGCCGGGGUGACGCCGGGCGUCAGCUGCCGCGGCGUCUUCGCGGCGCCCGCGCGGCCGCCGCUGCCGCCGGACGGCCGGCUGACCGCGGCGGCGCUGUGCCAGGUGGUGGCCGCGCUGCAGCCCGAGGGGUGCGUACUGGUGGACGAGUCGCUGACCAGCGGCAGCAGCUACUGGGAAGCUGCCAAGGGCUGCCCGCCCUUCUCACACCUGACCAUCACCGGCGGCGCCAUCGGCUGCGGGCCUCCGAUGGCGCUGGGCGCCGCGCUGGCGUGCCCCGGGCGCCGCGUCAUCAACCUGCAGGCAGACGGGUCCGCCAUGUACUCGCUGCAGGCAAGAAACACGCAUGCAUAA